GCUCCGGGCCGGCCGGGCUCCGCGCCUGUCAAACCCCUCAUUGUUCGCAGCUGAUGUCACUCGCAGUUGUGAGCGGCCGCCUCUCCCGGGGACAAUGUGGGACUGAGCGGCCCAACCGCCGCGCCGCGCCGCCGCCGCAGGACAGCUCCAGAGAGGGCCAGCCAGGCUGCAGUGUGGACACACUCCCAGGCCGCUGUGGCCCCAGCCCCGCCUGACAGGAUGAGCGGCUCAGAUGCGGGGCUGGAGGAGGAGCCAGAGCUCAGCAUCACCCUCACGCUGCGGAUGCUGAUGCAUGGGAAGGAGGUGGGCAGCAUAAUUGGGAAGAAAGGAGAGACUGUAAAGCGAAUCCGGGAGCAGAGCAGUGCCCGGAUCACCAUCUCUGAGGGCUCCUGCCCCGAGCGCAUCACCACCAUCACUGGGUCAACGGCAGCCGUCUUCCACGCGGUCUCCAUGAUCGCCUUCAAGUUGGACGAGGACCUUUGUGCCGCGCCUGCAAAUGGCGGGAAUGUCUCCAGGCCUCCAGUGACCCUGCGCCUGGUUAUCCCUGCCAGCCAGUGUGGCUCACUGAUUGGGAAGGCCGGCACCAAGAUCAAAGAAAUCCGAGAGACUACUGGUGCUCAGGUGCAGGUGGCAGGGGAUCUGCUCCCCAACUCCACAGAGCGUGCUGUCACUGUGUCUGGUGUGCCUGAUGCCAUCAUCCUGUGUGUGCGCCAGAUCUGUGCUGUUAUCCUGGAGUCCCCACCCAAAGGAGCCACUAUUCCAUAUCAUCCAAGCCUCUCCUUAGGUACUGUCCUUCUCUCCACCAACCAGGGCUUCUCUGUCCAGGGUCAGUAUGGGGCUGUGACUCCAGCUGAGGUCACCAAGCUUCAGCAGCUCUCAGGCCACGCCGUACCCUUUGCCUCACCCAGCAUGGUGCCAGGACUGGAUCCUGGCACACAGACCAGCUCACAGGAGUUCCUGGUUCCCAAUGACCUGAUUGGCUGUGUGAUCGGGCGCCAGGGCAGCAAGAUCAGUGAGAUCCGGCAGAUGUCAGGGGCACAUAUCAAGAUUGGGAACCAAGCGGAGGGCGCUGGUGAGCGGCACGUGACCAUCACUGGUUCGCCAGUCUCCAUCGCCCUGGCCCAGUACCUCAUCACUGCCUGUCUAGAAACGGCCAAGUCUACCUCUGGGGGGACGCCCGGCUCAGCCCCUGCAGACCUGCCUGCCCCCUUCUCACCGCCCCUGACUGCCCUGCCCACAGCUCCUCCAGGCCUGUUGGGCACACCCUAUGCCAUCUCCCUCUCCAACUUCAUCGGCCUCAAGCCUGUGCCCUUCUUGGCUCUACCACCUGCCUCUCCAGGGCCGCCACCGGGCUUGGCUGCCUACACUGCCAAGAUGGCAGCAGCUAAUGGGAGCAAGAAAUCUGAGCGGCAGAAAUUCUCCCCCUACUGAGGCCAACUGAGGCACAGGCUUGGGGGGUGGGCAGGACCACCGGCCGGGGGCUGUCUCCACACUCUAUCUGCCCAAGGAAACUCCACCCUGGGGUCCCAAAUGCCGCUAAUGCCCAGACGCAUGGAUGCACCUCCCUGCCCCUGUCCCAGUAUGUGGGAGUUUCUUCUCUCAGAAUUGGGGGAGUUUCUGGCCUAGUGUUCUGGGAGCCUUGGCCCCAGGGUAAGGGUUCCACCCCUUAGCUCUGUUCUUGAAUGCAGGGAGCAUCCUUAGUGCCCCUACUUUGGGGAGUCAUUCAUGCACUCCCCGCCCCUUAGGGCUUCCCAGCCUACUACCCCCCUGUGGGGAUCAGGGAGGAGAGCUGGGGGCCAGCUGGGGGCCAUGCUUCUCCCCACCUCCCUGCAGAUUCCUGCUGCUUCCACUGAAACCCUUUUAACUGGAAUGGACUGGUUGGGCUUGGCAGAAUGCGACCCAGAGAGGGAGCACUGCCAGGUAGCUGGGGGAGUGGCAUGGGGCAGGGGCCGAGCUCUCAGCAGCAGACACUCUGUACAGUUUUUUUCAAUUCCUGUUUUUGAAUAAAUAUUCUCAGAG
This is a messenger RNA of Talpa occidentalis (Iberian mole), 2019 nucleotides long. It is a transcript of the gene PCBP4, whose product is annotated as poly(rC) binding protein 4. Gene Ontology annotation, molecular function: mRNA binding. Lineage: Eukaryota; Metazoa; Chordata; Mammalia; Eulipotyphla; Talpidae. Gene Ontology annotation, biological process: negative regulation of mRNA splicing, via spliceosome. The coding region runs from base 220 to 1431 and encodes 403 amino acids. The transcript has 13 exons. The record is from RefSeq and is a predicted model, not a curated record. Gene Ontology annotation, cellular component: nucleus; cytoplasm.